Rotaria sp. Silwood2 is the source of this 3786-nucleotide messenger RNA. NCBI's taxonomy places the organism in Eukaryota, Metazoa, Rotifera, Eurotatoria, Philodinida, Philodinidae. The record is from the annotation of a GenBank genome assembly.
AUGCAAAAGAAUGAAAGGGAUACUAAUGAACUGCAGCUAUUAAUUGAUCGAAAGAUAAACUUAGACGGCAAAGAACUUCAUCUUCAGCGUCAAUCGUCACGUUAUCAAUGGGCUGAAGAAUCCUGGACUCGAUGGUUUUACAUUAUAAGUUUGGGAUGGAUGAAUCCGCUACUUUCUUUGGGUUACAAAACAACAUUGACUGAAGAUAAUCUCGAUGAUUUGCCUCAAACGAAUAAAUGCUCAGCAUUGUAUAAUAUGAUAAAGGAUUGCAAGUGGGGUCAACAGACGACAUUUACAAUAUUUCUAAGAGCAUUAUGGAAACGCUGUGCACUCGUCACCUCUCUUCUCUUACCUCUAAUGAUCGUUACUAUUGCCCAGCCACUGCUCAUUUAUCGAUUAAUUCUAUAUAUUCAGGAUCAUCAAAGUCUCAAAGCAUCAUCUUCAGCAUCUACUAGUAGUGGUUAUUUUUAUGCUAUGGGUUUAUUUAUUUGUGCGUUUCUUCAAGCCCUUAUCCUUCAACAGUAUAAUUUCCUCACAUCCCGUCUUGAUUUGAUGGUUCGAAGCUUACUCUUAUCGACUAUCUACACACGUCUUCUGUCGGUUAGUACAGCAGCAUUACGACAGUUGACCACCAGCUAUGUUAUCAACAUUGUCACUAACGACAUCGCAAAAUUUGAAGAGAUUUUCAAAACUGUUUUCUAUAUAUGGCAAGCUCCGAUAGUAGCUGUGAUCAUCUUUGGAUUACUCUGGUGGAUAAUAGGAAUUUGGCCAACAUUGUUCAGUUAUAUUACAUUUAUUUUGUUAAUUCCUCUCCAAAUGAUAUUGGGACGACAAUUUAGUCGUUAUCGGGAUAGAAUAGUGACACAUACUGACAAGCGUGUACAUGCGUUUGAAGAACUCAUUAACGGGUGUCAAACAAUAAAAAUGCAUAAUUGGGAAAAGUUUAUUGAGAUGCGCGCAUCUAGAAUGCGUGAACUUGAACUAGCUAGUAUUCGUCGUGCAUCUCUUCUUCGUGCAGUUAAUCUGGCUCUAUUCUUUGCAGCAAUGCCUUUAGUUGGGUUUUCUACAUAUGCUAGUGCUUGGUUCACCGGAAGACAGUUAAAAACAGUUGAUAUAUUUAUAACUCUUGCAUUCUAUACUCAAAUGCGAGUUCCUGUCAUGUAUGCAUUGCCACUGGCCAUCGAAAAAAUAAGCGACCUUCGACUAGCAUGGAAAAGAAUUGACAAAUUCAUCCAGCUGGCGAUAAAAGAAGAGAAACAAGCAUUGUAUACAUCUGACAAUUUUCAUUAUCAGCAAAAAGGAGCAAUUACCAUGCGUAAUGCUUCAUUUUCAUGGAAUGGUUAUGAUGACUGUCUUUCAUCCAUCAAUAUUGAUAUUGAACCAGGCACAUUUGUAGGAAUUGUUGGAGUUGUUGGUUCUGGCAAAUCAUCGUUAUUUGCAGCUAUUCUUGGUGAGAUGAUCAAAACAAAGGGUGAAAUCAGCAUAAACAACAGUUUUUUUUCCUAUGUUGCCCAAACUGCAUGGAUAUUUCCUGAUACAUUACGCGCUAACAUUCUUCUUGAAAAAUCAUACGAUGAGCAACGUUAUAUGAGGGUUUUACACGCUUGUUGCCUGGAUAUUGAUUUGACUAUGUUAGGAUCGCGUGGAGAUUUGACGAUUAUCGGUGAGAAAGGUGUGAAUUUGAGUGGUGGACAAAGGAUGCGCGUAUCAUUAGCUCGUGCAUUGUAUGCAGAUGCUGAUAUUUAUCUUCUUGACGAUCCAUUAGCUGCACUUGAUCGUAUUGUGGCAAAACGAGUCUAUGAUCAAUGUAUUGGUCCACAUAGUCUAUUGAAAAACAAAACUCGUCUAUUAAUCACACAUCAAACGCAUUUUUUAACUGACACACAUCAAACAAUUAUUCUAGCUGAUGGUUGUAUCAAAGCACGAGGUGCGUUCGACGAAUUGAAGACUAAAAAUGAGGAUAUUGAUGAAAAAUAUCGUAAGGUUGAAGAAGACACACCAAUAUCGCUGGCUAUGCUUGAUGUAGGACAACCAUUUAAUGCCACUGAAUCAAUCAUUGUUAAUGAAACAUCUCAAACUCUUAAUGUCAGUUGUUCUCUGUGGUACUCUUUGUUUACUGCACCACCUUUGGGAGCAUUUGGCUUUUAUGGUAUGAUCAUUCUUCUUGUAAUUGGGGAAGUUCUUUAUGAUGGCACCUAUAUUUGGUUGACCCACUCGUUCCAACAAUUGCAAAAUGAUCAGUAUCAUCGAUCUAUUGGUCUUAAAAUCUUUUUAAUUUUGACGAUUGCAACAUUAAUUGUGGCUGUAGUACGUAGUAGCUUCUACUUCUACCAAAUAUUGAAUGGAUCAAACCGUUUUCAUAACAGAAUGUUGUCUGGACUAUUGUAUACAUCGAUGCGUUUUUUCGAAAGUAAUCCGAGUGGUAGGAUUCUCAAUCGUGUUAGCAAAGAUCAACAGGUCAUGGACGAGGUAUUACCUGCAACAUUGUUCGAUGCCAUACAAGUACUGAUGAUGACUGUUGGGUCUAUAAUCACUAUUGUCAUCAUCAAUCCAUGGAUGACACUUCUAUUAAUUUUCUUAGGGCCUGCCUUCUGUUUGUUAUAUCGUUACUACUUACGUUCGAGUCAACAACUUAAACGCAUGGAAAGUGUAACACGUAGUCCCAUUUUUGGACUAUUUACAUCAUCACUCAAUGGCUUGACGACUAUCCGUGCAUUCAAAGUUCAAAAUGAUAUGAUUCGUUCCUUUAUGAGUCUUGUUGAUGCUAACACACGUCCAUAUUUAUAUAUGAUAGGCGCAGCACGAUGGUUUUGCCUUCGAAUUGAUGUUAUGACAACUUUAUUCACACUUUUCACUGCACUUUUUGUUGUUAUUUUGCGCGAUAGAGCGAACCCAGCGAUGCUCACACUAAGUCUGCUAUAUAGUAUCAAUAUAAGCGCUUGGUUUCAGUUUGGCGUACGUCAAUUGACUGAAGCUCAAAAUUUGAUGACUAGUGUAGAACGUAUCGAUGAAUAUGCACGUUUACCACAAGAAGAAGACAAUGGUAGCUCGAAGAGACUAAUCAGAACUCCAACAAAAUGGCCAGAUCGUGGAACAAUUGAGUUUCGAAACUAUUCUCUACAUUAUCGAUCUAAUAUCGAACCAACGCUGAAAAAUAUUAAUCUAGCAAUCAAAUCUUAUGAGAAAGUUGGGAUUAUUGGUCGAACAGGUGCGGGAAAAUCUUCUCUGUUUCAGGGUCUAUUACGUCUAGUUGAUCGAUCGACUGUUGGUGGUGAAGUUCUAAUUGAUGAUAUUGAUAUUAGUCGUAUCACCCUAAGCCAACUUCGUUCUCAUAUCAGUGUCAUUCCACAACAGUUCGUGCUCUUUUCUGGAACUCUUCGAUCCAAUAUCGACCCAUUGGAACUUUAUUCAGAUGAACAAUGUUGGACCGCACUCGAAGCUGUACAACUGAAAGCAAUGGCAUUCAAUCAUCCGGCGGGUCUUCUAAUGCCAGUGGCGGAAUCAGGUAGCAACUUAAGCAUUGGCCAAUGUCAAUUGAUUUGUGCUUGUCGCGCCAUUCUUAGACCAAGUCGCAUAUUGUUAAUCGAUGAGGCAACAGCUAAUGUUGAUAACGAAAGCGAUCGAAUACUGCAAUCAGUCAUUGCAGACAUAACUAAAAAUCGAACAGUGUUAACGAUUGCCCAUCGAUUAAACACGGUGGCCAACAGUGAUCGUCUUCUUGCUUUGGACAAUGGCGUGGUAGUCGAUUUCGAUAUACCGGAGAAGGUUCUAAUGCAUCUUCAAUGA